Molecule: messenger RNA, 4263 nt
Organism: Dama dama (fallow deer)
Lineage: Eukaryota; Metazoa; Chordata; Mammalia; Artiodactyla; Cervidae
Gene: TLE4
Product: TLE family member 4, transcriptional corepressor
Exons: 19
Coding region: 717-2678 (653 amino acids)
Biological process (GO): regulation of DNA-templated transcription; negative regulation of canonical Wnt signaling pathway
Cellular component (GO): nucleus; transcription regulator complex
Molecular function (GO): protein binding; transcription corepressor activity
Source: RefSeq, a predicted model, not a curated record
GAACAGCCUGAAGCUAGAAUGUGAGAAACUCGCCAGUGAGAAGACAGAGAUGCAGCGGCAUUAUGUGAUGUAUUAUGAGAUGUCCUAUGGGUUGAAUAUAGAAAUGCACAAGCAGCAGUCAUGUAUGGAUGUGAGAGUUGGACUAUAAAGAAAGCUGAGCGCCGAAGAAUUGAUGCUUUUGAACUGUGGUGUUGGAGAAGAGUCCCUUGGACUGCAAGGAGAUCAAACCAGUUAAUCCUAAAGGAAAUGAGUCCUGAACAUUCAUUGGCAGGACUGAUGCUGAACCUGAAGCUCCAAUACUUUGGCCACCUGUUGUGAAGAACUGACUCAUUGGAAAAGACACACUGAUGCUGGGAAAGAUUGACGGCGGGAGGGGAAGGAAAUGACAGAGGAUGAGAUGGUUGGAUGGCUUCACCGACUUGAUGGACAUGAGUUUGAGCAAGCUCUGGGAGAUGGUAAAGAACAGGGAUGCCUGGCAUACUUUCGAACUUGGGGUCUCAACAAGUUGGACACCACUGAGCGACUGAACUGACUGAUCCUCUCCUACUGUGGGCACAAGGACUGUUUGUCCCUUUCACUAUUACCAAGAAUGAAAAUGCUUAAUCGCAGAGAUUGUCAAGAGGCUGAACGCUAUCUGUGCACAAGUCAUUCCUUUCCUGUCCCAAGAGCACCAGCAACAAGUGGUGCAGGCUGUGGAGCGGGCCAAGCAGGUGACCAUGGCGGAGCUGAACGCCAUCAUCGGGCAGCAGCAACUCCAGGCCCAGCAUCUAUCACAUGGACAUGGUCUGCCAGUGCCUCUGACCCCACACCCUUCGGGGCUUCAGCCUCCUGCCAUUCCGCCCAUCGGCAGCAGUGCCGGCCUCCUGGCCCUCUCCAGUGCCCUGGGAGGCCAGUCCCACCUUCCAAUUAAAGAUGAGAAGAAGCACCAUGACAGUGACCACCAAAGAGACAGAGACUCCAUCAAGAGCUCUUCGGUAUCCCCAUCAGCCAGUUUCCGCGGUGCUGAGAAGCACAGAAACUCCACAGACUAUUCCUCUGACAGCAAGAAGCAGAAAACUGAAGACAAGGACAUUGCAGCUCGUUAUGACAGCGAUGGUGAGAAGAGUGAUGACAACUUGGUGGUUGACGUUUCCAAUGAGGAUCCAUCAUCACCUCGAGGGAGCCCAGCACAUUCCCCGAGAGAGAACGGCCUGGACAAGACACGCCUGCUCAAGAAAGAUGCCCCCAUCAGUCCAGCUUCGAUUGCGUCCUCCAGCAGUACUCCUUCCUCCAAAUCCAAAGAACUUAGCCUUAAUGAAAAAUCUACUACUCCUGUGUCGAAGUCCAAUACCCCCACUCCACGAACCGAUGCACCCACCCCAGGCAGUAAUUCCACUCCCGGAUUGAGGCCGGUUCCCGGAAAACCGCCAGGAGUCGACCCCUUGGCUUCAAGCCUAAGGACCCCCAUGGCAGUACCUUGUCCAUACCCGACUCCGUUUGGGAUCGUGCCGCACGCGGGGAUGAAUGGGGAGCUGACCAGCCCCGGAGCUGCCUAUGCGGGACUACAUAACAUCUCCCCGCAGAUGAGCGCGGCUGCUGCUGCUGCGGCCGCGGCCGCCGCCUACGGGAGAUCACCAGUGGUUGGAUUUGAUCCACACCAUCACAUGCGUGUGCCGGCGAUACCUCCAAACCUGACAGGCAUUCCAGGAGGAAAGCCGGCAUACUCCUUCCACGUUACCGCAGACGGUCAGAUGCAGCCUGUCCCCUUCCCCCCGGACGCCCUUAUCGGCCCCGGCAUCCCCCGACACGCUCGCCAGAUCAACACCCUGAACCAUGGGGAGGUGGUGUGCGCAGUGACGAUCAGCAACCCCACGCGACACGUGUACACGGGUGGGAAGGGCUGCGUCAAGGUCUGGGACAUCAGCCACCCUGGCAACAAGAGCCCCGUCUCUCAGCUCGACUGUCUGAACAGGGAUAACUACAUCCGUUCCUGCCGAUUGCUCCCUGAUGGUCGUACCCUAAUUGUGGGAGGGGAAGCCAGUACCCUGUCCAUCUGGGACCUGGCGGCUCCCACCCCGCGCAUCAAGGCAGAGCUGACGUCCUCGGCCCCCGCCUGCUACGCCCUGGCCAUCAGCCCCGACUCGAAGGUCUGCUUCUCCUGCUGCAGCGACGGCAACAUCGCCGUGUGGGACCUGCACAACCAGACGCUGGUGAGGCAGUUCCAGGGCCACACGGACGGGGCCAGCUGUAUCGACAUCUCCAACGAUGGCACCAAGCUGUGGACAGGCGGCUUGGACAACACGGUCCGGUCCUGGGACCUGCGCGAGGGGCGGCAGCUGCAGCAGCACGACUUCACCUCCCAGAUCUUUUCUCUGGGCUACUGCCCAACUGGAGAGUGGCUGGCCGUGGGGAUGGAGAACAGCAACGUGGAGGUGCUGCACGUCACCAAGCCGGACAAGUACCAGCUCCACCUGCAUGAGAGCUGCGUGCUGUCUCUCAAGUUCGCCCACUGUGGCAAAUGGUUUGUAAGCACGGGAAAGGACAACCUUCUGAAUGCAUGGAGAACACCUUAUGGGGCCAGUAUAUUCCAGUCCAAAGAAUCCUCAUCGGUGCUCAGCUGUGACAUUUCUGUGGAUGACAAAUACAUUGUCACUGGCUCUGGGGAUAAGAAGGCCACGGUUUAUGAAGUUAUUUAUUAAGGACAAAUCUUCAUGCGGAAUGGACUCCUUCUCCUUGUAGCACUUUUUUCUCUCAUCCUUCUGUUCCCCCGCAUCCAAAACCAAGGAUUUCCUAUUACUCAUUGCAGUUGUGGAGUCAGCCCCUCCUCCCCUACUUCCUCCCUGCUAUUGAAUUGUGAAUACUCAUUAAGAACCUGUGAUAUCAAAAUCUUCAGUUAUCUACUUGGAAGAUCAUGGAUAACCCUACUUAACAGUGAAAGGAAUCUUUAAUUAUGUAUUAUAUCUGUAAUAUAUUUAUUUUGUUUAAAGAAGGCUUUCUAACAAUGACUGACUAAAUAAAGCUGUCUGUUCCUGCAUUGGUAAUGAAGAUGCGUUGUACUUGAUACCCGUCCCCCCCUUUUUUUGGCAAAGGAGGGGAAAGGAAGGUUUAAAAUAACUGAUUAAAAAUGUCACUAAAUGUAGACUAAUGACUGUAUAGAGAUGUGAAAUGUAUAAUUACAUAUGGAAGCAAUAUGUUGCUGUGUUGUUAGAUUUUUUGUUUUUGUUUUUACAUAUUUUAAAAAAUGUUCAGAAAUUUAAACAAUUAGAAUGUGACAGACCACAUCAUAUUCAUUUGAGUCUAUUCGGACAACUUUAACAAAUAUAUCUAUAGCUUUAGAUUAUACUCGAUAAAAGUACUUGGACUUUUUCUUUUUUUUUUCUCUUUUUUUGACUUGUUGACAAGUGUCUUUGUAAUAUGUUUUUAAUUCCUUUUUUAUUGUAUAAUAGACAGAUGAACAAAUCAAAUUUGGCCUAAAAGGGAGAACUUAAUCCCUUCUGGAUAUUUUUGCCACAUUUCUUUGCAAAGGGAGAUGUAUGCCUUUGGGCAGUUUUGUCUAAGAGAAAUUAGGGGCUAUUUUUUGGCAUGUUCUUUGGGAAUGGCACAGAUCCAGGGGAGGAGUCCUCCCACUGUGCAGGUCAGGUCUUUUACAAGACAAGGACAGCAGAGGAGGAUUUGCAAGGGCCUUCCUCUGAAAACCAGGAAGAAUGGACUCUCACCUGGGAUGAGGACUUGCUUUCUUUACCUCCGGUUCUUUCCAUGUCUUAGUUGGAUGUCCCCGAAAUGGACACAGGCUGUGCCGUUGUGCCAGAAACAUUGUUGUUAUCUUUUAUGUUGUUGUUGUUGUGUUAAACUAUGAUAUGUGACUCCUUUUUUUAAUUAUUAUUAUUUUGUUCGAAUGCUUUAAAAAAAUCUUUUAAGUCUGUGGAUCUGCUGAUGUACAGUGCCUUUGCUGCUAUGGAUCAAAAUCAAGAGAACUGUGUAGAUAAACUUUAUUGUAUAAGUAGAAAAUUACUUAAUUUCAUACUAGAAAUGGAUGGAUGCUGCAAGUUGAAACGGACUGUCCAUUGACGUUCCUAAUGUGGUAGCAGAAAACAAAAUGGUGUCUUAAGUGCUUCGUGUUUGAUGUCAUUAACAGUUUCGUAAAACUCUACAGUGUAGAAAGAUUUUGAUACUAAACUGUGCAUUGUACAUAGUUCUAAUGCAUUGUAUUGACCACCAGUACUUCUAUAAUGGUAGAUUGUUUGUGCAUUCAGACUUUUAAGCAUUAAACAUAAGUAACUUCUA